AUGGUAGGCUCCAACGCCGGCCGACACACCCGUGAACCGAGCGGCCGGAACAAUGAGCCUAGCGGCCGGCAUCGAACUGCUAGUGUCGUAUCGGUUGGGCUCGGCCAUGCGCGCGAACCCUCUUCCAUGGGGUACCACGCGCGCGAACCGUCCGGCCGCUCACAGUAUACUUCGUCGCGCCGCCCGUCCCAAGCCCAAGCCAUUCCGACCGCCCGCCGGAAUAGCACGUAUGGAUACUCGUUCAGAGAGACGGUGCCGCCGCCGAUUAUAGAUGACAAGUAUUGGGUCGAGGGAGACUUUGAGAUUGUGUCAGCGGACGCGGUGCGGUUCUGCGUGCCGUCUUAUUAUCUUUUGGCUGCUAGCGCCGUAUUCCGCGAAGCAGGCGUCCUCGAUGUCGACCCGGGCCGCGACGACAUUGAGAUGCUGAGCGGCAUGGACGACAUUGAUGGAGUCGACCCCCCACCACUUCCCGGUGUGGUACACGCGCGGUACCUCCGCCUCUCGGAACCUACCGAAACUGCAGCUGUCCUCCGCCUCUUUCUAGCCUUCGCAAGCACGGGCCACCUAACGAUUCCCGACGACGGCACAACGCUCGACAGUCUGGAACAUAUACGCGCCCUAAUCCUCUUCCUAACAAAGUACGAGUGCGAGGGCACCCUCUCCCUCGUCCUAACAGUCCUCCGCGAGGCAGUACGCAUGCCCUCCUCCGUCUCCCCUCUGUCAGCAUUCGUAGCCGGCGCAAGUGCCGGCGACGCAUUCACCUGCUCUGUGGCUUUAGACGUGACGGACUGGACAUGGCGCAUGAUGGACCGGCACGACUUGCCGGCCGCGCCGGACGCCAACGUCUUUGAUCCGCAUCACAUGCCCGUCGCGGUUUGGCAGCUCAUUCCGCCCAUGUAUACGUGGGCACUUACGACGGCAUGGAGCGGCGAUACCAGGAACGUGAGGAGGGAGAGGGGGGAGGAGAGGAGGGAGGAGAGGAGGGAGGACGAUGUGCGCACAAUCCUGCUCUACAUCGUCCUCCCCCUCCUCCCCAUUUAUCUGCAGGCGUAUGUCCUGUUGGGGAAGCAGGGGGAGGUGAUAAGGGCUGUCCGGCGAGCGGCAGCUGGGGUCGCCGUGGGCGGUAUCGUCAAGGCGUGGUUGAGCUUCCGGUUCACCGACCCGAAACUGAACGCAUUCAAUAACGGCUUCACAGUCGUCUUCAUCCAUCUGGCCCUCAAAUCGCUCGAGUUCGCCCUCCUCCACGAUGGCAUCGUCGACCCGUGGCCCAACCGUCCGCGAUGGAGGGCAGCCUUGGACCUGUGCCUCAAUAGCCGGAUGUUGGGUCUCGGUAGCGUAGGGAUAGAUGAUACGGCCGGCCCACCCAACGGAACAGUCGACAGGCCCGUCCUCGCCGGAUACCUUCGCCACCUUGUUCCGCCCGACUCUCCUCUUCGCCCACUAACCCAUACGGCGAGGCGGGCGCGACUUGCGCGAAGGAGAAGCCAAUCAUUCAGUGAUGCAGUGCAGGAGGCCAUCUCGCCGUCAUCGACGCCCGGCCCCUCGCGUCCCAUCACGCCCCAGAACACCAAAGCUACAACCUCCCCCCACCCCACCUCCAUCAAAGGCCUCUGGAGCCGCCGUCCCACCUCGCGCACCGGUGCAAUCGCCCGACAUGUCCUCCACGUCACGACGCACUAUGUUGUCCUCGACACAUUUCUCGCUUUCCUACACCACACUGGCCUCGAGUUAUCCCCCGGCGGACGGGGUACGUUGGAACGUUACGUUCUCCAAUCGCGAUUCAUCGCCCUCCCAGACAUGUUGGGUGGCCGGCUAGCUCACCAUGUCCCACCGGGAAUUCUCACCAUCUGUAUCGAGGCAUGCGUCCCCAUCGUCAUCUGGCAAGGCCUAAAUCUCGGAUACCACGUGGCGGCAGUCAUCUUCCUCUGUGCUGGAUGGGAGGUAGAAUCGUGGAAUGUCGACCUGUUCGAUGCGCCGUGGCGCGCCGACUCCAUCAUCGAUCUCUGGGGACGACGGUGGCACCAGUUGUUCCGACACCAGUUCAUCCUCGCCGCAGCGUCCACCCUCAAACUCUUGAGGUUACCCAACAGGCCAGCCCUCCUGUUCCCUUUGGUGUUUGUGUUCAGCGGCCUGCUGCACGUGCUCGGAGAAAUGAGCAUGGACCCCGUACCGUCCACCGGCGCGCUGUGGGCCUUCUUCCUCCUCAGCGGCGUUGGGUGUGCGCUCGAGAUCACGUUCAAGACCGUCACGGGGCGGCGAGUAAGAGGCAUGCCGGGACGACUCUGGUGCUGGGUCUACACGUUCGUCAUUGGGCGGCUGGCCGCGGACGCGUGGCUUGACGCCGGCGUUGCGGGAUGUAGUCUCCUUCCGCGCGGAGGAGCGGGUGAGUAUAUCGCCCCACUUCUGAUCGGGCGGCUGUUCGAGCGCGUGCCGUGA
This is a messenger RNA of Cutaneotrichosporon cavernicola, 2436 nucleotides long. RefSeq lists its product as uncharacterized. Lineage: Eukaryota; Fungi; Basidiomycota; Tremellomycetes; Trichosporonales; Trichosporonaceae. The record is from RefSeq and is a predicted model, not a curated record. Gene Ontology annotation, biological process: lipid metabolic process. The transcript has 5 exons. The coding region runs from base 1 to 2436 and encodes 811 amino acids.